Molecule: messenger RNA, 948 nt
Organism: Grosmannia clavigera kw1407
Lineage: Eukaryota; Fungi; Ascomycota; Sordariomycetes; Ophiostomatales; Ophiostomataceae
Exons: 2
Coding region: 1-948 (315 amino acids)
Source: RefSeq, a predicted model, not a curated record
AUGACUGGGCGGCUGGACUACAGAAGCUUCCACGAUGUCUUCGGAGUUGAGGGAAAGCUACCGUACGACCAGUACAUCAACCGGGACAUCGAGUCGAAGCGUAAAAGUCUCGGUGGCGUCCUCUUUGUCGACCGCGUUCUUACAGCUCUAGGUGUCAGCAAAGUGAAAAUAUACCCGCCACGCGAGGGUCGCGCGCUCCACGAGCUCUACCAGCAGAUCCUCUCUUCCAAGAUGUCGACCCAUCACAAGCUGUCGGCGCUAUACUACCUUCUGCUAGACCACGACGAUGCCAUAGGCCCGCGGAUGAAGCUGACGGAGAAGUUUGCGCUUCAGACAGGCAUGCCCAAGCGCUACCAGAUAUUCAUGAGGGGGCUGUGGCACAUGGACCGUCUUCAAUUCCAAGUUGCCCUAGAGUUCUUAGCACAUCCAUCGCUGCUCCCCGAGUUCGCUGAUAACAUCGUCACCGUGCUCGUCCGUCACGCCGAAGCCGGUGACUACAGCCUAGCUUUGGCAUACUACUACGCCGUCCAGCCGGUGCUAAAGACGCAGGAGGCUUUGGAACUGCUGUUUGGCGCCAUCGCGCACACCGACGUGACAGAAGGCCUAAUGUUCACGCGCAAACUGCCGAACCCGGCACGGAAACAAUUGUUUGAACAGCUGGUAACUUUCGCUCUCAAGGGCAGCUCAAGCAGCACGGGUAACCUGGAUGUGGCCGACCGGGCGACAGAGCUGGUCAGCUUGCCACUGCGCAACGUCGAGGAGGCCUGGUUGCGGGAAUUUCUGGUGACCGGCGAGGGCCGGAAGCUGAAAAAAGCCAAAGACACUAUGGUGAUGCGGAAGAUCGUGUCGGGCGACCUGGGCCUCGGCGAAGGCAAGAGCCUAGGCGGGCCCUGGGGCAUGGUGUUACAGGGCUUUCGUCACGGGACGGGCGGCCAUGUAGAGCAGUAG